This is a messenger RNA of Eutrema salsugineum, 1026 nucleotides long. RefSeq lists its product as uncharacterized. The transcript is spliced from 3 exons. Bases 1 to 1026 code for a protein of 341 amino acids. NCBI's taxonomy places the organism in Eukaryota, Viridiplantae, Streptophyta, Magnoliopsida, Brassicales, Brassicaceae. The record is from RefSeq and is a predicted model, not a curated record.
AUGUGGUUUGUAUUUGGUGGUAAACCUCUACGCUUUUCUCUUCGAGAAUUUCAUAUCAUUACUGGUCUUAGCUGCAGUCAAAUUCCAUCAGAAAAUGAGAUAGAAGAGCAUAUGAAUCUUGACUCUAUAUCUAUGUGGAAGAGACUAUUUGGAGCUGACAAUCUAAAUAUUGAUGUGCCGCAAGUGAUUGCGAUGUUGCAAGACUCGUAUCUAUCUGAUUGGAAGAAGCUGCCCCUUGCCUUAAUUGUUAUUUUAGAUGGCAUUGUCGUCUGUCCAGACAAACACCUCAAACUCACCCUUGAAUACGUCGAAAUGCUGAACGACAUUGAUUUCUUUCUUACUUAUCCUUGGGGCAGAGAAUCAUUUCUCCAGACAUAUGCUAGGUUAGGUCCUCCUGCUUCUUCUGCAGAGGUUUCAAUAGGAGAUCCAAUUAAAGAGCUUAGAAUUAGGUUGAUGCAGCAGAAUGCCGCAUGUUAUGGAUUUCUUCUCCCUCUUCAACUUUUAGCGUUUGAAACAAUUCCACUGUUGCUAUCCAAGAUUCCAUCGUUUGAUGAUUUCACAAAUUUCUUCGAAUAUACUGGUGGUAAGCUCUCUGAAACGAUUCUCCAUUAUGAAAGUAUCAUUGAAACUGAAUCAGACCCAGAGUUAACUGUGCAAUCCAUCCUCUAUUACCCUCUAGAUUUGAUUCAUAUGGAUUUUAGUUGGGAGGAUGACGUUCAAGAUGAGAAAGUUGAAUAUUUAGAGAGUCUUAUAUGCGGUGGAUAUGAAUUUGAAGCAUAUGACUUCUUUGGUGGUGAUGCUUCUAUUCAUCCUUUGACAUCAAAUAAAAAAACUGUCAAGGAAGAAGUCAACAUGAAAGAAGAAGCACAGGUCAAUAAAAAACUUGUCAAGAAAGAAGUAAACGUAAAGAAAAAAGUAUGGGUCAAGAAACUCGGCCAGUGCCCUCGCCAACCUAAGGCUAUUGACAAUCUUAAGAAAGAUAUUUUUGAGAAGUUAGAUUCAAUGAAUGCUGCUUCUCCGAGGUGA